AUGAACAUCGUCAAUCAGCCGAACCCAGUGAUCACUGCAGCUUCUGGAGACAACGUGACUCUACAUUGCCUUCGAGUGGAAGAAGGAGACACUGAUCCCAUCAUUUGGUACAAACAAGCAUUAGGACAUGAGCCUCGUGCAAUGGUCACAGUCCAGAAAGUAGUAAAAAAUCCCAUUUUUGAAGAUCAGUUCAACUCGCCAAGGUUUACCGUGGAGAAUUUAAUAGGAAGCUGCAAUUUGAAAAUUACUAAUGUGGAAACAUCAGACGAAGCCGUGUAUUACUGUGGAUUAAAAAAGUUUGCAAUAGCAUUUGGAAAAGGAACAUUUUUAUCUGUGAAAGGAGAUGGAGAUGUAAAAGUGUCAGUGUUCCAGAGCGGCGUGUCGGACUCGGUUCCUGCAGGAGCGUCAGUGACUCUGCAGUGCUCGGUUCUCUCUGAGAGCAGAUCAGCAGAUCUCCAAGUGCUCUGGUUCAGAGCUGCUCCACCACAAUCCCAUCCUCAAAUCAUUUACACUCAUCACAACAGCAGCCAUCAGUGUGAGAGCGGCUCUCCUACACACACCUGUGUGUACAACUUCUCCAAGAACAUCCUCAGCCUCAGUGAUACUGGAACUUACUACUGCGCUGUGGCCGUGUGUGGGAAGAUCAUUUUUGGGAACGGGACACGAGUACAGUUGGAGAGAUCUGUGGAUCCUGUAGUGAUCUACCUCGCUGUAGCUUUGGGAGUAUGUGUGGUCGUGAUCUUCGCUUUGAUCUUUGUCCUAACCUGUGAAAGGAAAAACUUUGACCAACGCACUGUGAGACUCAAACAAGGUUCUCUGACAGACAAGACGCUCGAUCAGGUAAAUAUUCAGGAUAUGUGA
Molecule: messenger RNA, 861 nt
Organism: Ictalurus punctatus (channel catfish)
Lineage: Eukaryota; Metazoa; Chordata; Actinopteri; Siluriformes; Ictaluridae
Exons: 4
Coding region: 1-861 (286 amino acids)
Biological process (GO): response to bacterium
Source: RefSeq, a predicted model, not a curated record